CUCAAAGAGAGUGAUAAAGAAAAAGAAAAAAAAAAGAGAAAAAAUAUUGAAGAAAAAAAAAGAAAUUAAAGGCUAUCCUAGGCGCUUUAGUUUUAACUUCUCUACAAAUUUUAUCUUUUUCUCUCAAAAAUUUCAAUAUAUUCCGACGGCAGUCGAGGCUAGAGCCUAUCCGAGGCUCUUUGUGGUAGCGCUCCCGGAUAGGAUAGAUGAGUACAAUAUGCUUAUGUGACAUCUAAACAUAAAUGCCGAAUGAGAUUGUAGAACUAGAUUAUCUACGUCGAUUUUUGAGUUUUUGAAGCGUUUACGAAAAUAAAAAACGUGGUACUCGACGAGUUUCUGUGCAACAUUAGUUAUGGUAUCAGUGGGCACUCUAAAAACAUGGAUUCCUUAUGAGAAUGGUAGAGAUUGUUCUAAAGGAUUUUGCAGCAUUUACUGCCGACAAUGGUGCUACAUCUUCUACCCUCCUCCUCCUCCGGCUUUUGAUGAAUUCCCUGACGAUAAUUCAAGCGCAGUUUCGUCCCCUCUGGUGAUCGCCGUUAUCGGAAUUUUGGUAACCGCUUUUCUUUUGGUAAGCUAUUAUACUGUAAUUUCCAAAUAUUGUGGAAACAAUAGUAUUAAUUCAUCUAGAUCAAGAAGAGAAAACCAAGAGCCAGUUGAAGAAUUAAUGGAGGAAAAUCACAAUCCAAAUCUCCAUGAGCCUUGGAUAGUUACUUCAAUUGGAUUAGAUGAAGCUUUGAUCAAAUCAAUCACAAUGUGUAAGUUUAAGAAAGAAGAGGGUUUGAUCAAUGGAAGUUCGGAUUGUUCGGUUUGUUUAAGCGAAUUUCAAGAAGAUGAAAGCAUUAGGCUUCUGCCUAAGUGUAGCCAUGCUUUUCAUGUUUAUUGUAUUGAUACUUGGCUUACAUCUCACUCUAAUUGCCCUUUAUGCCGCGCUAACAUUGUUUUUCCUCUUCUGGCGCCAUCGACGGAAAGCUUAGCUCUUAAUGUAGCCGUUACGACGCAAAGUGCGCAAAAUGAUGAAGCAACUCGAGCAACUACAAUGCCUUUUCGUGUUGUUAGCGAUUUGAGAAGAUUGGACGAGAGAGAUACAAUGGCGGAACCAGGAAUUUUUCCUAGCCCGGGGUUCAUUUCUAUUUCACCCGUAAUUCCAGCAGCGCGAGAUGAAAGGUGCGAUCGUCAUCAAUUCAUAAGGCGAUCAUUUUCAAUGGAUCAUACUCAUACAUAUUCAGUUGCUGAUAUUUUGAGAGCUAAUGAAAAUGAUGAAGAUUGCUUAUCUGGUUAUCCUGCAUCGGCCAAUCAUUCGUUAGAAGUGAUUAGCAAGUCUAGAUUUGGCCAUAGAGGAAAAAAAGUUAGAAUGAAGAGAUCAUUUUCAAGUGGGAGAUUUUUCCUUGCUAGGCAUGGAAGGGUACGUAAUAUCAUUAGCCCUGUUUAAUUAAACAUAAUUUUAGUUAUAUUUUUAUUUUUUUGAAAAUUUUGUUCACUUAGCAUUAUGCUGAUUAAGAAGAAGUUGAGAGAAUUUUGUUUUGAUUAAUGGAAGUUGAUCAAAUGCAUCAACAAUAUGUUAUAUACAAUUAUAACAUCAAGAUGACUGAUGUAUGACAAUCGAAUGAAAAACUCGUAUUUACAUUA
Molecule: messenger RNA, 1626 nt
Organism: Mercurialis annua (annual mercury)
Lineage: Eukaryota; Viridiplantae; Streptophyta; Magnoliopsida; Malpighiales; Euphorbiaceae
Product: putative RING-H2 finger protein ATL53
Exons: 1
Coding region: 353-1429 (358 amino acids)
Biological process (GO): protein ubiquitination
Molecular function (GO): transferase activity
Source: RefSeq, a predicted model, not a curated record